Messenger RNA from Juglans microcarpa x Juglans regia, 3957 nucleotides. RefSeq names its product nuclear poly(A) polymerase 4-like. Lineage: Eukaryota; Viridiplantae; Streptophyta; Magnoliopsida; Fagales; Juglandaceae. Gene Ontology annotation, molecular function: poly(A) RNA polymerase activity; RNA binding. The coding region runs from base 410 to 2389 and encodes 659 amino acids. The record is from RefSeq and is a predicted model, not a curated record. The transcript is spliced from 10 exons. Gene Ontology annotation, cellular component: nucleus.
UUUUUAAAACCGGAAGCUGGUUUUAACUCCUUGUGUCAGUUCUUGGAUCUUUCGCACACCGGCACUCUCAUCACCACUUCGAGAUCGAUCUCUCUCUCUCUCUCUCUCUCCUCAUAUCAUAUUCCGCGUUUGACCGGCAAACCUCGCCUACAUCGAAGGUUAGGGUUUUGAUCUUUUCUCGUUUCCGACUUCUCCACGCAGUUAUUUUUCAUCGCCUCACUCUGUCCGUCUUUCAGAUUCCCGCCUUGACUUUGUUCUCAUCUCAAUUUCUCUCUUCAACCUUCACCCAAACAUGAUCUGCUUUAUGAUUUGCUGAACACGUUCGAUCUCCGUUGCCAUUGCUUUUGUAUUUAUAUCAAUUUUAGGCCAGGUUGAUUCAGUGUGUGUUCUUUUAAAAGAAAAAUUACCUAUGAAAGUGGUGGGUUCUGAGAGUCCGAACGAUUCUUCGCCACAAUUGGCGAAGAAGUACGGCAUCACAAAGCCGAUCUCUCUUGCUGGGCCCGCUGAGGCUGAUCGUCACCGCAAUAUGGAACUGGACAAGUUCUUGAUUGAUUCGGGGCUGUAUGAGAGUAAGGAUGAAGCUGAGAGGAGAAAAGAGGUCCUGGACCGCAUUGAUCAGAUUGUAAAAGGUUGGGUCAAGCAGUUAACCCGCCAGAGAGGCUACACAGAUCAGAUGGUGGAGGAUGCAAAUGCUGUCAUUUUUACUUUUGGCUCUUAUCGUCUGGGGGUCCAUGGGCCAGGGGCUGACAUUGACACAUUGUGUGUGGGGCCAUCAUAUGUGAAUCGAGAUGAAGAUUUUUUUGUGGUUUUGCAUAAUAUUCUGGCUGAAAUGGAAGAAGUUACUGAGCUUCAGCCAGUUCCAGAUGCUCAUGUCCCAGUUAUGAAAUUCAAGUUCCUGGGAAUAUCGAUUGAUCUUCUCUAUGCGAGUAUAUCUCUUUUGGUAGUUCCAGAAGACCUGGACAUCUCGGAUGGAUCUGUGCUGUACAAUGUUGAUGAGCAAACUGUCCGAAGUCUUAAUGGCUGCAGGGUUGCAGAUCAAAUUCUUAAACUUGUUCCAAAUGUUGAGCACUUUCGCAUGACACUCAGAUGCUUGAAGUUUUGGGCUAAAAUGCGAGGUGUUUAUUCAAAUGUGACUGGAUUCCUUGGUGGCGUAAAUUGGGCUCUUUUGGUUGCUCGGGUAUGCCAGCUUUAUCCCAAUGCCAUUCCUAGUAUGCUGGUUUCUCGAUUCUUCAGAGUUUAUACACAAUGGCGUUGGCCGAACCCUGUGAUGUUAUGUUCAAUAGAAGAGAAUGAACUUGGGUUUCCUGUAUGGCAUCCUCGCAAAAACCCUAGGGACCGACUUCAUCACAUGCCAAUAAUAACUCCUGCAUACCCUUGUAUGAAUUCUAGCUACAAUGUCUCAGGAAGUACUCUCCGUGUUAUGGUGGAGCAGUUCCACCAUGGUCAUAGGAUCUGUGAGGAUAUUGAACUGAACAAAGCCCAAUGGAGUGCUCUAUUUGAGCCGUAUCUAUUCUUCGAAGCAUACAAAAACUAUUUACAGGUGGAUGUAAUUGCGGCUGAUGCUGAUGAUAUGCUAGCUUGGAAGGGAUGGGUGGAAUCUCGGUUUAGACAGCUUACCCUGAAGAUAGAGAGGGACACAGAUGGGAUGCUUCAGUGCCAUCCUUGUCCAAAUGAAUAUGUAGACAUGUCCAAGCCGUGUUCUCAUUGUGCUUUCUUCAUGGGCUUGCAGAGGAAAGAGGGUGUUAGAGGUCAAGAAGGCCAGCAAUUUGAUAUACGUGGAACAGUUGAUGAGUUCAGGCAAGAGAUCAAUAUGUACAUGUUUUGGAAACCAGGGAUGGAUAUUUUUGUUUCUCAUGUUCGUCGAAAGCAGCUCCCUGCUUUUGUUUUCCCUGAUGGUUAUAAACGAUCUCGAUUGUCAAGGCACAUAAGCCAGCAGGCUGAAAAAACUUGUGAAGAUGUCGUGGGGUGCCAGUCUGCGUUUAAGGAAAGGCGUCCCAAGAGGAAAAAUGAUCCUGCAAUGAUGGAUGCGGAGCCCAGUAAUCCAAAUAAGCGAGUUUCUAUUAGAUUAGGGUGUUUAACGACUGGGGAUGUAGAUAUUAAUUCUGAGGUUAGGUCUUGUGGUAUACAGUUGGGGAGUGAAGAGGAGGGUGUCAAACAAAAUCAUGUGCAUAAUGGUGAAACUGUUGUUGAUGACUCUGUCAGCCAAGCUGAGCAAACUUUUGUGAGUGAUAAGUUGCCCGAAGUUAAAAAUGAAGUACUGUUAACUGAUGCAGUGGAGAAACCUUCACCCAUGGAGUUGCUCGCUUCAUAUGAGUUACCUAAUGCUGUAACUGGGGAAGCAUAUCAGAUUGGUCUGAAUGGGGACAAAGUCGGGGUAGCUUUCAUGUAACCAAAGCACUGGAGAAACCUGCAGGAAACUGCUUACAUGGAUAAAAUACCUGCAGGAAACUGUCAAAGCCGGGGUAGCUUUCAUGUAACCAAAGCACUGGAGAAACCUGCAGGAAACUGCUGAAUUGGAGGAAGAUGCUGAUAAAAAAUUAGUCAAACCAUGAAAUCAGGCGAUUAAAUAAAAUGCUGAAAGUGGGCUCAAACUAAGUUGCAGUACUUGGAACCUCCGGUGCAAUUUGGUUGUGGGCAUCUUAGGGGUGUCAAUGAGAAAAAUCGAAGUUCUGGAGAUAAGUGGGAGUCUUAAAUCAUUUCAGGACGAUGCAUGUGAUGCAGAUACUGAUUUGCUUUUGGCAAAUGGGCGUUUCGAUACGAGCGGAGCAUUUCAAAAAGACUUGCCUCAAGACAUGGAGGUUCUGAAUCUAAACUUUCUGAUCCUUUUUCUAUCAAGUGUCUCCGCCUCUUUUCUCCCUCCUUUUAUCUCUCUGUGGUUAUGUGGUUGGGUUACUGACGGAGAGCAAGCCUGUUUGUAGGUUCCCAAUUCAUUUUAGACUCUAAUUCUUAUGGAAUCCCCCCUCACUCUUUUUUUCUCUCUAUCUGGCUGGAUCAUUCGGGAGAGAGAAAGCUCUUUUGUGGGUUGUUGUUUCAUUCUCCAUAUGCUGUUAUCGAAAUUAUUCUAUGGAAUUUUGCUUUUUCUUAAUCAUUUGAUAAUUCUAAUUUUUUGCACAGAAAAUCUCCCAACUGGUGCAUAUGUGGUGGCAGGUCCUGCACCACUAUACAUCAUGCUCACAGUGACUGUGCAUAGAACCUGGCUAUCUUUAUAUCUCUAAGACUCAGAGACAUGACACUCUCCUCUUGUUUCUGGUCUCUAAUAUAUUGUUAUGGGGCCUAACUUGUUCUUUUACCCCUGCUUUUGUCUUGUGUAGCCAAAUAUUGCACUUGAGAAUGUUGUAAAUUCCGGGCUAGAUCAGAAUCUAUGAAAGUGCCGAUGACAAGGCAUGUUAUCCAAACUUUAGGUUUUUUUAAUGCAAGUCAUAAUAUCUUUAUACCGUGCUGUUUCUUGUGUACAACUCUUGUAUGCAGGUUUUGUCUCUUAACAGCUUAAAUACUCAGGUGGUGACUAUAACUGAACGGGGGUUCGUUUCUAUGAAAGGAGAGAGCCAGCACCUUGGUAAGUGACACAUUCCUUGCUGGCUUUCAUUAUGGUUUUUUCCAGGUGUGCAUUGUCUCUGGUCUUGUGAGCUGAGAGCUGGGGUCGGCAAAGUGAAGACAUCCCAUAGCUUGGCGUGGAUUUUUAGGUUUCACUGUGCUGCUGAAUGCUAUUAUAAAGCACGAUGGUGCUUUGAAGACUGGUCUCCGUUUUCUACUUUUCUUUUGCUGGUGGAUGUGAUGAUGAAAGAACUCCUUUUAACUAGGACAAACAAGUUUUUUUUUUUUUUUUUUUUUUUGGCGGGGGGGUCUAUUUUUCCCACCCUAAACUGUUGUAGUUUGUGGGCUUUCUUCCCCCUUGAGAGUUCUCUAAACCUUGUAGCUUCUAGAGAUGAUUUAUUGUAACAAGAAUUUUGUUGAACC